Messenger RNA from Linum trigynum, 980 nucleotides. The record is from the annotation of a GenBank genome assembly. Lineage: Eukaryota; Viridiplantae; Streptophyta; Magnoliopsida; Malpighiales; Linaceae.
ACGUUACUGGAAUAAACCAGGUCGGCAAAUGUACAAAUGUCAACAAAAAGAAAAAGUUAGCUGGGCGAAUAACACUCAUAGCCAGUAGGAAACCCCCAUCUAUCUACUGCUUCUACCUUUCUUUCAAAAAAAAAAAAAACAAACAAAUUACUACUUCUACCUUCAGUGAACUAUAAAAGAAGGAAAUAUGGAGAGACAGGAUUCCUGGCUGCCUGCAUCGAUCAAAUUAAAUUGAUCAUCACGAUGAGGAAGCUAGUUUUGGCAGCUUUAGCCAUAUUAGUUAUGGAAAAUCCCUCUUCUCAGGCGUAUUACGCAAAUGUUCAUGUCCAGAAUUCGUUGAGCGUGGAUAGGUUGAUAGCCCAUUGUCAAUCCAAAGACGAAGAUCUCAGCGCACAGGUCAUUGAAGAGGGCUCUUCUUUGUAUUGGCGCUUCGAUCCUACUGCGUUGGGUAAGGCGCAGGUUUGGUGCAACCUGGCGGUACAAGAUAAGCGUCUUUCGUUCACUGUCUACGAUGUGACGAACACCGAGAUUCGAGGUGACGAGGUUCGUUGGGUUGUCAGGGACGAUGGAGCUCAUCUGGUGCUUUUUGGUAAUGUUGCGGAAGAAUCAGUUGCCCGACAGAAGUGGAGAAGGAUUGUUUUUUCCCCCGACACUAACUGAAAAUUAAUGGAUGAUGCGUUCAUGCGCCUAGGCUGAAAAAUGUAUGUAAUUUGACAUGCAUGUAUUCGAAAUAUUGUGUUUCUCCAUCUCCAUAAGCGAUUGCUAAUAAAAAAAAGAUAUUAUCUAAUUAAAACUUAUCCGUGAAGUGAAUUACGCUCAAUGGUAUACAAAGAGUUGUAAUUUUUACAUAAAAAAUAUUUUUUAGCACUUUUCACUAAAACACUAGUAUUUUAUGAGAUGAAGUUAUUUUAAAUUCAAUUUCUAAUGUUUUUAUACUCUCUUCUCUUGAAUAGUUCGAACAAUAAUUGUAUUUUGUACAU